Molecule: messenger RNA, 1050 nt
Organism: Camelina sativa (false flax)
Lineage: Eukaryota; Viridiplantae; Streptophyta; Magnoliopsida; Brassicales; Brassicaceae
Source: RefSeq, a predicted model, not a curated record
AUGAUUUCUCUCAGAAUCAACGAAGGCAUGAUACAUCAUUGGCGAACUCAAGGAUAUACCCAUCUUCAUUAUGGAGCGAUAUGUUUGGCGCUAACACUCCAUGGCAGAAAAGGCUUACCAGUUGUAGCACGGGUAGCUCUCCUCGACACCCGAUACAAGGAAUACCAACAUGCUUGUAUUGCAACUAUCCAGACAACACUAAACGCUGGCACUGUUUUCGUCACCCUCUUCCCAAAUUUCAACGUGGCAUUGGAAGACCCUCAAAUAUAUCAGAACAUGCAAAUCCAGCUGCAAAUCACAGGAGCUCCACAAAUUGGAAACACGUAUGCAGCAACGCUUCACCAUCAAAUGGCGUAUAGAGUCCAAAAUCAUGCAAUGGACUUAAGUCUCCCUAGAGACACUGAAGAUGCGCUACUCAUACAAUUGGAAUCCCAGCAUAGCCCGUCGUGCAUCCAUAUUCCUAGACAGAUUCCUAGAGAUGAGCUUGUCAAGUUGCUUCCAGAAUCAUGGGUUACCAAUUACGAAAAGCUCCAUGACCGUAGCACCCCAAUACAAUCGGUGGACUCUUCUAUUCAUAGGAGAAAAGAUGGAGCUGUAGAGAUUGCUUUUAAGCAACAAGAAGAAAAGUCAAGACCAACGGCUUUCUGCACAGAAAUCAAUAUAAUUACUCCUUUUGAAGAAGCUCAAACUUUGGAAAACCAUCCACGUUUAGAUGGUGUUCCAAUCUCAUCUUUUGAUUCGCUGGGAGAUCCCAUUUACUCUUUUCAAGAUGAAAAGGGCCACAAAUUCUUUGAUGUUUGUGAUUGCCAACACUGCCAGAUGAAUAGUUCUGAUGAUGAUGACACCCCAAGGCGAAGGAGAAAAAAGAAAACUACACAACAAACCCUCAAAGAACGAUUUGAGUCUGGAGACACACAAGUUGGCCUUCUCGGAGAACCAAGUGGCAAGAAUUUUGAAUACUAUGUAUUGUAUUCAGGUGGCUCAACUCCCACAACACCUGACAAAGAAGAGGUACAACUGAGUUACAUGUUCGGACCUCCAUCACAGUAG